Lactuca virosa is the source of this 2325-nucleotide messenger RNA. The record is from the annotation of a GenBank genome assembly. NCBI's taxonomy places the organism in Eukaryota, Viridiplantae, Streptophyta, Magnoliopsida, Asterales, Asteraceae.
GUUACAAACUCAAACUAAUUCAAAUUUACUCCUAAAAUCAAGAUUUCUUUCUCCAGCAUUCUCUACUCAUUUUUCUUCUCUCCCAAAUUGGACAAGAUUCAUAUACGUUAAUGGCGAAUUUCGCAUCAAACAGAUCUCCUUCCCCACUUUCAGCAAGGGGUUUCAGAAAUUCGGAGACAAAUACGACCACCAGAAGGAGCUUCAGUGGCAACCCCUUUACCAGACCCAAUGCUGCGGUAAACCCUAGAAGCGUAAAUCCACCUACCCCUGCAAACACCCCUGCUACAACAGAUCAUACGAAAAGAGGUUCAGUACUUCGCAAAAGCACUGGUAGUUCGAUGUUUCAGGAUGGAAAAGAGAAUCACAAAGAUAUAGUUCGUUCACCUGCUAGAUCAUAUGAAAAGAGUUUCAUGGCACCAACGAUCUCAGCUGCUUCAAAGUUCACUCCAUCACCAAGAAAGAAAGUUCUUGGUGAAAAGAAUGAGGUGGUAAGAACUUCGAUCCAGUUCUUGGACAAAGAUUUCGUAAUGAAAUCUGAAGCAAAACCGUUGGAUCAACCUACCAUGACUGAAGAGGAUUCAAAUGAAUCGGUAACCCUUGAACAAAAAGAAGUUGUUCUCGAAACUCCUCCCGUUCGUAAGGUAACUUUCGUUUCGAUUGAUGAUUCUACUGAUGUUACUGAAGAUUUUGAUUUGGUAAAGGUUAGACCUUUCUGUUGUUCUCCACAAACUUCACCUAUCAUUGCCCCUUUUGAUGCCGACCCUCUUCCUCCAUAUGAUCCAAAAAAGAAUUUUCUUUCCCCUAGACCUCAGUUUCUUCGUUACAAACCAAACCCAAGAAUUGAACUUCUACUAAACAAAGUCGAUGGGAAUGAUGGUUAUGGAGAAGAUGCUGUUAUUGGUCUUGAAGAUGACUUUAAUCUUUCUGAUACUUCAUCAGACACCGAAAAAGAAGAAGCAAAACAAAAAGAGGAAGAAGAAGAAGAAGCAAAGCUAAAAGACCAAGAAGAAGAAGAAAAAGAAGAAGCAAAAGUCGAAGAAGAAGAAGAAGAAGAGAAACUAGAAGAUCUAGGCCAUGGUUCAUCAGACAAUUUGUCUAAAAUCAUUUUUGAAGAAAAACAGUCUGAUUCCAAGCUAAAAACAACAUCAAAACCAAUGUUUUUCACAAGAUCAAAGACUAUAUUGUGCAUUUCUGUGAUGUUCCUGGUAGCCUGUUUUUCAGUUUCUUUUACUGAUUCACCACCCAUGGAUUUGCCAAUCUAUAAGGAUGUAAGCUUCUCGGAGAUUUAUGAUGAAUCUUUGAAGUUGGCUGCAUCUGUUAAAGUUUCUUUAGAUGGUUUUGUUGAAAGUCUUGAGCAGUGGUCAAACAUUUUCGUUUCUUACCUCUCCGGCCAGUUAUCCCAUUUUAGUUCAACCCAUAGCUCCACACAGUUCUUUAACUUGACCCCAUCUCCCAUCCAAGAAGAAUGGCAAAUCGUGGCAGAUUAUGCAGAUGUUGAAAAUUUUGAAGAAAUUCAAGAAUUUGAGGAAGAAAUGGAAGAAAACUUUGAGAUGGUGGAAGAAGAAGCGUAUGAAGAACUGGAAGUUGAUGUACAAGAUGAGAUUUUGAUGGAAGACCCAAAUGAGAUUCAACCCAAUGAUGUUAUUUUGGAGAAAAGUUUGAAUCUUGAAGAUGGGUCGAGUGAAAUGGCUGUGAAUGAUCUUAAAAUCGAGUCUAGUUUAGCAGAUGCUAGUGCUGAAUCAGAAACUUUGACCGCUUCGUUGACCAGAUCAGUCAACCCAAUCUAUAUGACUGGUUUUUCCAUAGUGAUAGUUGCCAUGGCAGCUAUUUUUUACUUGAUUAAAAGGAAAUCUAGUGGUACAAUUGCCACUGCACGUGUUACUAAGCUUGAUGCAGAUAAUGAUAAAGAGUUGCAAGAAGAAAGCUCGUGUUCUUCAGAGUCUAGCAUUCAGAAGGGUUACAAGAAGAAACCUAUCAACAACAAAAGAGACUCUUUGGCUUCUUCAUCAGAAUUCUCUAUGGGUUCUGCUUCUUAUGGGAGCUUCACUACGUUUGAAAAAAUUCCCAUUAAGCAUAGAGAUGAAGUGAUUCUGACACCAAUCAGAAGAUCCAGCAGACUGGUGAAAAACUAAGUGACCUUCAUGAUGAUCAUCAUCAAUUGUUGCACCAAUCUUGAUGUGCUGGGAUUGAUUUCUAACUUCAGUUUUAGAUUUGAUUGCGUAUUUGUAGGCUUAGAGUCAUGUUGGUUUGAAAUCAUUUAUCGAUUCUUUCGAAUUCUGCUUCUAAUUCAUAUUUCUCUUUGAGUUAUUGGUUUUUGCUGCAUUU